Homarus americanus (American lobster) is the source of this 741-nucleotide messenger RNA. RefSeq lists its product as uncharacterized. Bases 1 to 741 code for a protein of 246 amino acids. Gene Ontology annotation, molecular function: zinc ion binding; nucleic acid binding. The transcript has 3 exons. NCBI's taxonomy places the organism in Eukaryota, Metazoa, Arthropoda, Malacostraca, Decapoda, Nephropidae. The record is from RefSeq and is a predicted model, not a curated record.
AUGGGAUCAGCAUUCAGCGGGGGUGCGACCGUGCGAGCAGCGAGUGAUGCAAGUAGAAUGAGUGGUUGGGCUGGUCCCGGGCCAGGACGAGCGUGUAUACGCCAGGGAUUGUUUAUUGGUGGAACUAUGAGUAAAACACAUUUGCGUACCUUGGAACCACGUGAAGACAUUGUAGAGCAAAUCGCCUCUCAGAACAUCAGCCGAACCAUUUUUAAGCUUCAAAUCCUCUCUUAUUGUGGGGGGUCAUCUCUCACCCAAGAACUACAAGAACUCAUCGGGGAGUGUGUAGUUCAGAGGAAGCUGUCAGGACCCGACGGGAAAGCCAUCUACGCCGUGAUCGGUUUCCUCAGAACAAUUCCCAAAGAGGUUUUACUGGGAUGGGACACCGUUCCAGUAAAACCAUACAUCCCAAGACCAAUAAGGUGCUGCCAUUGUCAGCGCUACGGCCACACAGCCAAGAAAUGCCGGGCUCGGGAGGUCUGUGCCACGUGCAGGACGACCGGACACCAUCUCACCUCGUGUCAAGCAACACAAAAGAAGUGCACAGUCUGCGACGGCCCUCAUUCCUCCUUCGACCGUGAGUGUCCCAAGUGGAGGGAGGAGUGUAGGAUAGCCAAGCUGCGAUACGAGAAAAAAAUAAGCUAUAAGGAGGCUAGCCUUAGAGUUAAGAAAAAGAAAAUAAGAACGAAGAAAAGAGACAAGAGAAAGAAGAACAGAAGAAACAAGAGUACAAAGAAAUAG